Molecule: messenger RNA, 666 nt
Organism: Symbiodinium sp. CCMP2592
Lineage: Eukaryota; Dinophyceae; Suessiales; Symbiodiniaceae
Source: the annotation of a GenBank genome assembly
AUGGAGCGGCCGGAGGUCGAAGCAGUGUCUUCCAGCACGAUAUCCUUCGUUAGCCAGGCGAAGUUGGCAUUCGAGUACUCGUUGAAGAAUCUGCUUUGGAAGCAAGCAGCAUUCUAUGCUGAGAGGCUCGUUGCCGAGCGCCCAUGUGACGAAACGACAUACCUGCUGGGAUUGGCGUACUUCCACAAUCAGGAGCUAGCCAGGGCGCAGUGGCAUUUGCAGGGAAACAAGCUUCCCGAAGCGAGGUACCUGCUUGCAAAAUGCUGCUCGCAAUUGAAGCGUUGGGACCUGGCCGAGGAGGCGCUGCUGCCUUCUGCAGGCGGAGGCAAUCUGAACGAGGUGGUCAACGGCGCUGCAGGCCUCUUCCUUCUUGGUCAGGUCCAGGAGAGACAAGGUCGACGAGAACAAGCAGUCGAGUGCUACUUCAGAUGUUUGCAAGAGUGCCCCUUCAUGUGGGAGGCAUACGAACGUUGGUCUUGGCUCGUGUUGGGAUCGCCCUCACCAUCGCGCUCGUCAACUGCUGGAGUGGCAUCAUCGACAUUCAGUGACGAGAAGCUUGCGCAGACAGCUGCUGCAGUGGGCGCCAGGGAGGCACCCGCAACAGGGAGACACGUGGAGGGCUUUGCGUCGCAGUGCGUACAAACAUGCUGUGCCAGGCCGGCGUGA